This is a messenger RNA of Monopterus albus (swamp eel), 3011 nucleotides long. It is a transcript of the gene scyl3, whose product is annotated as SCY1-like, kinase-like 3. Gene Ontology annotation, molecular function: protein kinase activity; ATP binding. Lineage: Eukaryota; Metazoa; Chordata; Actinopteri; Synbranchiformes; Synbranchidae. The transcript has 14 exons. The record is from RefSeq and is a predicted model, not a curated record. The coding region runs from base 333 to 2696 and encodes 787 amino acids. Gene Ontology annotation, biological process: protein phosphorylation.
AAAUCUGCCCCCUACGCCGUGGUUUCGCCUCUUACCGGAAGAGCUUGUGUUUACAGCGCAAUUGUUGCUUCACGCUAGCAUCAUUAGUUUGACAAGCUGUGAAUAGGGGUUAUCUUGUGGUUUUCGGUUUUUGUAAAACCCUGUUUGUUAGAAUUGUGGCAUAGCUCGAUUAACAUGAUUGUUUGUAGGUGGAAGAGCGACCGACAAUGACCAGCUGGCUAACGUAACGCCGCGGUCAGGCAGCUAACAACACUAAGCUAGCUAACUUCUCACACAUCAAGGUACAUAGAGCACAGUGAAACAGUUCUCCAGGUCAAGGAGCAAUCCGGGCCAUGGGUGCGGAGAGUAGCGCCGUGCGAAGCUGCACCCUGGAGGAGCCGCUCCUCACUCUGCCGUCGGGGCUUACUAUGUAUUCGGCGAUGCUCCAGGGUGGAAAGUCCGCUUCUGUGUUUGUCCACAAGCGGGGCAAUGAAGACAAAGUCAACAAAGCUGCUAAGCACCUGAAGACCUUGAGGCACCCGUGUCUGUUGCGUUUUUUGUCCUGCUCAGUGCAGGAUGGCGGCAUCCACCUGGUGACGGAGCCUGUGCAGCCCCUGGAGCUGCUGCUGGACAGUCUCUCUCCAGAGGAAAUCUGUGCAGGCAUCUAUGACCUCCUGCAGGCACUUGUCUUUCUGCAUGAGAGGGGCAAAUCAAGCCACAACAAUGUCUGUAUUUCAUCUGUAUUUGUCAGUGAAGAUGGUCAUUGGAAACUGGGAGGAAUGGAAACCGUGUGCAAGUUCUCUGAAGCAACUCCCGAGUUUCUCACAAGCAUUCAGAAUGUGAGAGAAAUCAGCUGUGUUCCUCCAGAAGAGCAGAUUGAGGGGUUUCAAAUGCUUCCAGAUAAACAUGCUCACUCUCGGGAUUGUUAUUCUUUUGGAAUGAUGGUGGAGACCCUUAUUCCUCUCCUUAAUGGCUAUGUGUCACAGGAGUUGUCCGACAGUUUGACGAAGACCCUGCAGAUGGGCCCGCUGAACUCUGACCCCUUGUCUCGACCUCCGCUCAGCUCCCUGCUCAUUCAUGACUUUUUCAGAAAUGACUUUCUGGAAGUGAUGAAUUUUUUGAAGAGCCUAACCCUGAAGAUGGAAGAAGAAAAGAAUGAAUUCUUCAAGUUUCUUCUAGACCGGGUCCAGAGUCUCCCUGAAGAGCUGAUAGCGGCACGCCUUGUCCCCAAACUCCUUAACUCGCUUGUUUUCGCAGAACCAAUGGCUGUAAAAAGCUUCCUGCCUCAUCUUUUAAGGCCAAAGAAUGAUUCUAGUGGUGGUGGCAGCAGUGAGGAAUGCCUGCUGUCUGUGUCCCUUUACCGUAAACAUGUGAUUCCUCAGCUUCUCAAGCUCUUCAAGGUCAAUGAGGAACAUGUUCGGAUCGUGCUGCUGGCUCACAUCCACAUCUACGCUGAGUUCUUCUCCCACGAUGAACUCAAAAACCAGAUCCUGCCUCAGGUUUUGUUAGGAAUGCGAGACACCAGUGACUCUCUGGUUGCCAUGACGCUGCAGAGUCUGGCAGUGUUGGUGCCCUUGCUUGGGGCUCAAGUGGUGGUCGGAGGAGAGCGAACCAAGGUUUUUAAACGCACCACACCCAGCUUCACCAAAUCUACAGAAGUCACCCCUGAAACUUCACCAGUCCAUAUAGUUGGAGUCUCUCAGCCUCAGCUGGCUCAGCCCUCUAAAGUCUUGAAUUUAUUUGCCAGAUCAUCAGAAACUAAAGGUCUGGUCCUGAAUAAUAUGAAUAGCUUAGCAAGUAAUCGAGAAACUCCACGAAGUUAUCCCCUGGUAACAAAACCAGACAUAAGUAGACAGUUGUCUCUACCUUUGAAUGGUCUUCAUCAGGACAGUGAGAUUGAGCCAGCAUCAUACAGCCCAGAGCAGCCAGAUAGACUAGAGGGCCCAGUGGAUGACUGGCCUGACUGGAACAACCCUGAAGAAAGUGAAAACAGAGCUAGACAGUCAGUCCAGAUUCAUAUUCAGGCCUCAGAGAGACUGGACUCAGUCAACAGCAGACUGCCACUCUCACAGCACAAAAUGAUGGAUGAGCCAUGGGAUGACCUUGAGGACACUGAACCUACCUCAGAUCUCUCCCCUACAGCUCCUUUAUCAGACCCAGUUAUACUCACACCACCCCGAGGGGGCACUGCUACUCCACAUGUAAAACAUGCUCCUGAGGCAAUGAGACUGGGAUCCUCCAGACCCCUCAGAUUGACCUCAACACUGCAGCAAUCCACACAGAGCAAGACCAUGUCCUCAUGGGACAAUGGAUGGGCUCAAGAGCAGAGGGACUUUGAGAACUCACACAGUUCAUUAAACCUCAAACUCAAACCUACGGUGCCACAAAAGACUGGUGGAAUAGGAGGUCUGGGGGAGGAGUUCACCAUUAAAGUGAAGAAAAAGGUAGAGCAAGACCCAGAGCUAGAUUUAUUUGCUGACAUGGUGCCAGACAUCAAGUUGUCCUCUUCAGCUCUGCUGCCACUGGAAGAGAGCAGUAUAAGUGACACUGGACUGUCUACAGCGUCAUUGGAAACCACUAAAUCACUGCAGGUUGACCCAUCCAUCGAUACUGUAACACUCACUGCCAAGUUUGCAGCUGCCAACCCGAUGGAGAUGGAAACAGAUGGCUGGGGAGAUGGAGACGACCUCAACUGGGAGGAUGAAAAUGCCUGGUGAUGGCGUCUGAUCCAUUAGCAAAAGUGAUAAACACUUCACCAGAGGCUGUACAUUUCUCCAGUUCUCAUUUAACAUGAUGCAGUAAGAAGAGAGGUGGGUUAAGACUUCUGAUACCCCAUUCUCUCAGUCCCCAGACAUUUAUUGCCAGUAUGUUCUUUAAGAUGACUUAUUUGUGAAAGGAUUGAAUGAUUAUCAGAUGGUGCUAGAUCUGGAUCUAAAUGAAGCCAUUCUUAAAAUGUUUGCCAAGUGAUACUAGUUGCCUCAAGAUGAAUGAGGAGCUCAAUCAGAGGUAAAAUGUCAUCCUUUUCCAUCUGC